AUGGCGUCCCCUUUGCAGUUUGCCUACCGAACCCAGAAGCACAUUGGUGUCACCGAUGCCGCGCCCGUCUAUGCGCCGCUCGCUGGGUUCACCAACCCCGAAGGGAACAACCGGUGUUGUGAGUACUCACCCUGUGGUCGCUAUUUCGCCUGGGCCGAUCCCAAGCUCGUCUCCGUUGUCUGGCGCACCAUCGAGGACGGUGUGCCCGCCGAGGAGAAGCAGCCCCUGGGCCGCUACGUCCAAAAGUCUCAGGGAGGCUGGAACCUGCAGUACACCGCCGACGAGAAGUUCUGCGCCCGCCAGGUCACCAACGAAGUCCAGUUCUACGAGAGCCACGAUCUCGGCACCGUCUGGAACAAGCUGCGCGUCGAGGGUGUCACCACCUUUGCCCUUGCGCCUAGCAACAACCACUCUGUUGCCGUCUUCAUCUCGGAGCGCAAGGGCCAACCCGCCGCCGUCAAGGUCUACAGCGUCCCGCAGUUCGCUCAGCCCAUCUCCCAGAAGACCUUCUUCAAGGGCGACAAGGUCCAGCUCAAGUGGAACAACAAGGGCACGAGCCUGCUUGUGUUGGCCCAGACCGACGUCGACAAGUCGAACAAGAGCUACUACGGCGAGACGACCCUGUACCUGCUGAGUGUCAACGGCUCCUUUGACGCCCGCGUACCCCUCGACAAGGAGGGCCCCAUUCACGACGUGACGUGGUCGCCUAAUUCGAAAGAGUUUGGCGUCAUCUACGGCUACAUGCCCGCCAAAUCGGUCAUCUUCAACCACCGUGCCGUCCCCACCCACUCGUUCCCCCUCGGCCCCCGCAACACCAUCAUCUUCUCGCCCACCGGCCGCUUCGCCCUGCUCGCCGGCUUUGGCAAUCUGGCAGGCCAGAUUGAUGUGUACGACCUCGAGAAAGACUUCCGCAAGGUCACAACUAUCGAGAGUGGCAACCCGAGCAUCUGCGUCUGGAGCCCCGACAGCCGCUACAUCCUGACCGCCACCACGUCCCCUCGUCUCCGUGUCGACAACGGCGUAAAGCUGUGGCACGUUGGCGGUAGCAUCAUGUACAAUGAGGACAUGACUGAGCUGUACAACGUUCUGUGGAGGCCCAUGGCCCUGGAUGCCGUGGCCGGCGGCGACCCUCUGAGCCCCGUGCCCACGCCUCACUCGUCGGCGACGACCUACCUCGGCACCAUCAAGACGCCUAGCAAGCCCGCCGGUGCCUACCGCCCCCCCGCGCUCGUGGCCUCGCCACGCCUCUGCACUUCAAGCGCGAGGACGAGGGCGGCUCAGUUCAUGUCGUGCCAGUGGCUACGAAAAAGGUGCGGGCCAUCGAGGACCUCGAGAUGCGUAUCCGCCGGCGGCGAGAAGCUCGAGGAUACGCAGAUGAAGAAGAUUACGACCAAGUCGUCCGUCCUCAAGGAGCUCGAGGCGCUCGAGAGGUCGUGA
Molecule: messenger RNA, 1437 nt
Organism: Verticillium alfalfae VaMs.102
Lineage: Eukaryota; Fungi; Ascomycota; Sordariomycetes; Glomerellales; Plectosphaerellaceae
Product: eukaryotic translation initiation factor 2A
Exons: 4
Coding region: 1-1437 (478 amino acids)
Biological process (GO): translational initiation
Cellular component (GO): cytosolic small ribosomal subunit
Molecular function (GO): protein binding; ribosome binding; translation initiation factor activity
Source: RefSeq, a predicted model, not a curated record